AUGGCUGGAAAUAAUGCUGAGGAAGUUGAAGGUUCAGCAGGCGUUGAGAGCAAAGCCAAUACUACCACAGAAAUUCCACCGGAAUUCUUGAUAAAACAUCCGCUUCAAAACACAUGGAGUCUUUGGUUCUAUGAUAAUGACAGAACAAAAUCAUGGGAAGAGAAUCAAAUUGAGCUGACAUCAUUUGACACGGUAGAAGACUUUUGGAGAUUGUAUCACCACAUCAAAUUGCCUUCAGAACUUCGUCAAGGUCAUGAUUAUGCAGUUUUCAAACAAGGCAUACGCCCAAUGUGGGAAGAUGAUGCUAACAAAAUGGGAGGUCGCUGGUUGAUCAGUCUUGAAAAGAAACAACGGAACUCUGAUUUGGAUCGAUUUUGGUUGGAUGUGGUCCUUCUUUUAAUCGGCGAAAAUUUCGAGCAUUCUGAAGAAAUAUGUGGGGCAGUUGUGAAUGUUCGGGCGAAGCUUGAUAAAAUUGGCGUAUGGACAGCAGAUACUUCAAAGCAACAAGCCAAUUUGGAAAUAGGCAGGAAACUAAAAGAGCAGCUAGGUAUUCAUGGGAAAAUUGGUUUCCAACUCCAUCGAGACACCAUGGUCAAACAUAGCUCUGCUACCAAGAAUCUAUACACUGUC
Molecule: messenger RNA, 630 nt
Organism: Brenthis ino (lesser marbled fritillary)
Lineage: Eukaryota; Metazoa; Arthropoda; Insecta; Lepidoptera; Nymphalidae
Source: the annotation of a GenBank genome assembly